AAUGGUACAAUAGUAUGCGUAAUAUCCGGCCGUGGCGGAAGUGGAGGUUCUCUUUUCUCGUGGUGUCAGCGGACCUCAACGUGUCCGGACAAAAUGGCACUUUAUAAUUUUAAGAAGAUUAUGGUGGUACCCACCGCCAAGGAAUUCAUCGACAUCACUUUGUCCAAGACACAAAGGAAGACGCCCACGGUGAUACACAAACAUUACCAGAUUCAUCGCAUCCGACACUUCUACAUGCGAAAGGUGAAGUUCACGCAGCAGAACUACCACGACCGCCUCACGCAGAUCCUCGCCGACUUCCCCAAACUUGACGACAUCCAUCCGUUUUACGCUGACCUGAUGAAUGUUUUGUACGAUAAAGAUCACUACAAGCUAGCCCUGGGUCAGAUAAACAUUGCCAAGAAUCUGAUUGACAACGUUGCUAAAGACUACGUGCGUCUGAUGAAAUACGGAGACUCUCUGUAUCGGUGUAAACAGCUGAAGAGAGCGGCUCUUGGUCGCAUGUGCACCAUCCUGAAGAGGCAGAAGUCCAGUCUGGAGUAUCUGGAGCAAGUGCGUCAGCAUCUGUCCCGUCUGCCCACCAUCGACCCAAACACCAGGACUCUGCUGCUCUGUGGUUACCCCAACGUAGGAAAGUCCAGCUUCAUCAACAAGGUGACCAGAGCUGAUGUGGACGUGCAGCCGUACGCCUUCACCACCAAGUCUCUGUUUGUGGGUCACAUGGACUACAGAUACCUGCGCUGGCAGGUGGUGGACACCCCGGGGAUCCUGGACCACCCCCUGGAGGAGAGGAACACCAUCGAGAUGCAGGCCAUCACGGCCCUGGCCCACCUGAGGGCCGCCGUCCUCUACGUCAUGGACGUCUCGGAGCAGUGUGGUCACACGCUGCAGGAGCAGCUGGAGCUCUUCAACAACAUCAGACCCCUCUUCUCCAACAAGCCUCUCAUCAUCGUGGCCAACAAAAGUGACGUGAAGAAGAUCAGCGAGCUGUCGGAGGAAGGUCAGAAAAUCUUCGCAGAGGUGAGCGCAGAGGGAGUCCCUGUGAUCGAGACCAGCACCCUGACAGAGGAGGGGGUCAUGCAGGUGAAAAACGAGGCCUGCGACCGCCUCCUCGCACACCGCGUCGACGCCAAGAUGAAGGGCAAGAAGGUCCACGACGUCCUGAACCGGCUGCACCUGGCCAUGCCCAACAAGAGAGACCAGAAGGAGAGGCCGCCGUUCAUCCCAGAGGGAGCGCUGACUCGCAGGAGGGCCAUGGAGGUGGACACCCCCAAACGCAAACUGGAGCGAGACCUGGAGAUGGAGCUGGGAGACGACUACAUCCUGGACCUGCAGAAGUACUGGGACCUGAUGAACGAGGACGAGAAGAGCGAUAAGAUCCCCGAAGUCUGGCAGGGCCACAACAUCGCAGACUACAUCGACCCCAGCAUCAUGAGGAAACUGGAGGAGCUGGAGAAGGAGGAGGAGCUGAAGGAGCGAGCCGGGGAGUACGACUCUGACGAGGAGAGCGAGGAUGAGGAGAUGCAGGAAAUCCGCACUCUGGCCAAACAGAUCCGUCAGAAGAAGCAGCUCAUGGUCCUGGAGUCUAAGGAGAAGGACGUGCACGGCCCCCGAAUGCCCCGCACCGCCACCAGGGUGGAGAGGAAGAAGCUGGAGAAGGAGAUGAGCGACCUGGGUCUGGACAUGAACGACAAGGAGGAGAGUCACUACGUUCAACAGGCCCGUCGUUCCCGCAGUGUAGCUAAGAAACGCAAACGCGAGGCCUCAGCUCCACCCACUUCCAAGACCCGCAGCCAGAGCGCUUCCCGUCCACCACGAGACCAGUCUGGAUUACGAGACACAAAGAUGGUGAAGAAGACAAAGAAAAUGAUGAAGUCAUCACAGAAGGACAUGAACCGUCAGGGCAGGAAGGGCGAGUCGGACCGACACGUGUACGACCUCAAACCCAAACAUCUGCUGUCGGGGAAGAGGAAGUCGGGCACCAACGAUCACAGAUAAAAAAAUAAAUAAAAAUCACCUUCGUGUUUGGACUGUUCACAUCAGAACAACCGCCAAACUGCUCGCUAACGUGUGCUGAUGGUCCGUUAGAUCAUCAUUCAUCAAUCACUGUUUCAUUGUCUGAUAAAGUCUGGACAGGUCUGGACAGAUGGUCCUGAACUGAACUGGUCACGAAAUAAAUCCUGAACCAAA
This is a messenger RNA of Cynoglossus semilaevis (tongue sole), 2190 nucleotides long. RefSeq names its product GTP binding protein 4 (gene gtpbp4). The record is from RefSeq and is a predicted model, not a curated record. Lineage: Eukaryota; Metazoa; Chordata; Actinopteri; Pleuronectiformes; Cynoglossidae. Gene Ontology annotation, molecular function: GTP binding. The coding region runs from base 94 to 1998 and encodes 634 amino acids. The transcript is spliced from 16 exons.